This is a messenger RNA of Myodes glareolus (Bank vole), 5781 nucleotides long. The record is from RefSeq and is a predicted model, not a curated record. NCBI's taxonomy places the organism in Eukaryota, Metazoa, Chordata, Mammalia, Rodentia, Cricetidae.
AUGUGGCAGAGGACCGAACCAUUAUUGGGUUUGGGGGGCAUCAUAGGGGCUACAGGGGUCUGUGGGAGGAAAAAAGUGGGGUCUCUUGCAAGUGGGGUGGGGGAGGCGCCUCUUCUGAGCUCCAAGCCGGCGAGACACAGGCGAGGGUUGGCGGCGGCCACAUCUGCACUGGGGGGGCCGGUGCGCAUCUGCACGAGAAAGAGCUGCCGGCCAGGGUCCCCGCCACGCUGCCUGCCGCCCCCACCCCCAUCGGCGCGCGCGCGCGCCCAGCCCCACUGGCUGGCAGACACGCGCUCGCGCUGCCUUUCUUGGCUGGCCCCCACGCUACCACCCCCGAUUCCCCCGAGGGUCCCGCAUCCGGAAAUUCAGCUCCGGGAUCCGCAGCCUGGCGUCCCGGUGCGCACCAUGCGGGCCCUGCUGCUGCUCGGGAGCAUCGCGCUGCUGGCCUCCGCCGCGGGUCCAGCCAUGGCGCGCCCAUCCAACGAUACGAGCGCAGUGGCCCCGGGCCCGCUGGGCGGGGGCCCGGGACCGGGCCAGGCAGGGUGGCUGGAAGGGGGUCGGGCCGGGGGCGCUGGGGGUCGUGGAGGCGAGGGCCCCGGGGGCAGCACGGCCUACGUAGUGUGCGGAGUCAUCAGCUUCGCCCUGGCGGUGGGCGUCGGUGCCAAAGUGGCCUUCAGCAAGGCGUCGCGUGCGCCCAGAGCGCACCGGGAGAUCAACGUGCCCAGAGCUCUGGUGGACAUUCUAAGGCAUCAAGCAGGACCAGCAACCCGCCCGGACCGGGCCCGAAGCAGCUCUCUGACCCCAGGGCUAGGAGGCCCAGAAAGCAUGCCUCCCAGGACACCCAAGAACCUUUACAACACCAUGAAGCCCUCCAACCUCGAUAACCUGCACUACAACGUCAACAGCCCCAAGCACCGCGCUGCCACACUGGACUGGCGAGCCAUGCCACCACCCAGCCCCUCCCUGCACUACUCCACGCUGUCCUGCUCUCGAUCCUUCCACAACCUCUCGCAUCUCCCUCCAUCCUAUGAGGCUGCUGUGAAAUCAGAACUGAAUCGCUACUCCUCUCUCAAGAGAUUGGCUGAAAAAGAUCUAGAUGAAGCCUACCUGAAACGCAGACAUCUAGAGAUGCCCCGUGGGACACUGCCUUUGCAUGCACUGCGGCGGCCUGGUACUGGAGGUGGCUACCGCAUGGAUGGCUGGGGUGGUCCCGAGGAGCUGGGCCUGGCACCGGCACCCAACCCCCGGCGGGUUAUGUCCCAGGAGCACCUGCUGGGUGAUGGCCGAGCUUCCCGCUAUGAGUUCACAUUGCCUCGAGCGCGGCUGGUGUCUCAGGAACACCUGCUGCUGUCCUCACCAGAGGCACUCCGCCAGAGUCGAGAGCACCUGCUGUCACCCCCACGAAGUCCUGCACUGCCCCCAGAUCCCACCACCCGGGCCAGCCUGGCUGCCUCACACUCCAACCUGCUGCUGGGGCCUGGGGGCCCCCCCACACCACUGCAUGGGUUGCCUCCAUCAGGCCUGCAUGCCCACCAUCACCACGCCCUUCACGGCUCUCCUCAACCAGCCUGGAUGUCCGAUGCAGGUGGGGGUGGGGGCACACUGGCCCGCCGGCCACCCUUCCAGCGCCAGGGAACCCUGGAGCAGCUUCAGUUCAUUCCUGGGCACCACCUGCCACAGCACCUGCGCACUGCCAGCAAGAAUGAAGUGACUGUCUGAGGCCAGGGUAGAGCGCUGGGGGCUGUGGCUUCUGAGGCCCCCUCCUCCCAGCCCAGAUCUCCAUCACAGGCUUAUCAUACACACCAAGGGUCUGAGACCAGAUGAGCCCUUGGAUCGGAGACCACGCCUCCUUUUGGGAUGUCACAGUAGAUGAGAUCUCUCCUCCUACUUUGUCACUGUUUGAACCAAGGCCUCCUUCCCAUGAUGUCAUCACAGAGGAAGAGGCCUGUACAUGAGGUCAUCGCUAGCAAAUAUGUCUGUGUUCUAUGAUGUCAUUGCAGAAACUAAACCUCCUUCCUAUGAGGUCACCACAGAGGAAGAGGCCUGCCCAUGAGGUCAUCACUAGAGGCUGUAUCCAUUUUGCAUGACAUCACCAGAGACUCCUUCCCUGUGAUGUCACCACAGACAAUGCCUUGUCCCAUCCCAUCAUCCCUAGAAACAAAGAUUUCCUCUGUGAUGUCACUACAGAGACGAGUCUCCCACUUCUUGAUAUCGUCCUGAGCACCAAGGCCUCUUGAAACUGUCCAAAUGUUUCUCUGCUAUGGAGAAGAUGCCUCCACCCCAUGAUGCCAUGACUACAGACGAAGCCAUUUUCCUGGGACACACUGCAGGGGACCGUGCCCUGCCCUUGUGUCCUCACUAAAGAUGAGGCCUCCUCCCCACAGUGCUGUCACAGGAUUUUGCCUCCCUCCUGUGAUGCCAUCACCAGAAUAGGUGCCUUGCCCGAUGGCACCAUCACAGGGGCCGUGCCUCUUCGAGCGCAGUCAUUACCAGUACUGACCACCUGUUCCAGGGACCUCUCCAGGAGGAGGCCCUGCUGUGGUGUGACCACUAGUGACCACCCGCUUGGAAAUGACACCAGGGGACACCUCUAUUGCUGUGCUGGGUUGUGAAAAAGUUGGGCGUGUCCAGCCGAAGACCAUUUCGGGAAGAUGCCAGAGAAAGCAGCUUUUCCUGAGAUGUACUAUGAGGGUGUCGGCACUGGGGAUGCCAAGACAAUGACCUGUCUGUAGGAGGCUGGCGAUGAUGCCCUCCAUCGCCUGGACAUCAUCAUAAAGGGUUUCCUUCUCAGAGGCGGUCCCCACUCUCGAUGGCCACCAGUAGUGAUUGUCAUCAGAGUCCUUGUCUUGCUUCCCUAUAACUUAGCUCCAUGGCUUCUUCCCAUGACCCCAGGGACAUGGCCAACAGGAUGUCUACCAGCGCCUCUAAAGGAAGGUUGGGCCUGUGCAGUGAGUCCUUGGGGAUGGCACCCAUGGAUGAGCUUCAGCUCCAAGGAGGCCACUUUGAUCCAUGAGGCUUCUAAAAUCCUGGGACUCAUAGGUGGGCCAAAAGCUGGCAUUACUUCUUUCUGCCAUAUCUAAAGACAUCAGCUCUGUCAACAGAGCCCCCACCUCCUAUUGGAGGGAGAGGGUUGGGGUGUAUGUGCCGCUGACCUUGCCGAUGACAUCAUCAAUGCUACCCAGUGUACUCCUUUCAUGAUGGCAUAGCAGUUGGGGUCCAGUGCUAAUCAUGUCAUUUCCCAGGAUUCCAUAAGACUCACCUCAACUAGCACAUCAUCAUCUACCAGGAAUUGUCACCACUAAUGAUGUCAACAUUGUCUCCCAAUAUUCCUCCCAACCGUAGUGUCACCAUCUCCCAGGAUCCUCAAAGCAUGUCAUCAUCACCAUCUCCUAUGAGCCAUCACAGCAUGCUGUCAUGGUGUGCCAGGAUUCACCACAAAUAUGUUCUCAUCACCUCCCAGCAUUCACCACAGCCAUAGGUCCCAUCAUCUCCCGGGACCCAUCAGAACCAUGCUGUCCUCAUCUCUCAGGAGCCACUACAACCAUGAUGUUCUUGUCUCCCUAGUUGUGCCAUGACCAGUGAUGUCCGUCCUUACCUUCCAAUCAUUCCAAAUCCAUUAUGCCUCAUGGUGGCCCUCUCCAAGAGGCCUUGUUAGGACGGAUAGUGCCGAUGUUUUUCAUUAUCACAGUGUCGCCAUCUCCCACGAUCUACCUGCCCCACGUCUCAUGUCUCGGCCACCAGAGCUAUGAUGUCACCACUUCAUAAGAUCCACCGCAGCUGCGGUGUCCUUGGAUUCAUGCAGCCCUGCAUCGCCACAUCCCGGAUCCCUCUGAGUGUCACAGUCAUAAGCCACAGGAGUCCAUGAGAGUCAUGGUGUCACCACCUCGGCCCCAAUCGUGUCCUGUCAUGAUUCAUCAGCAGUCACUGUACCCAUGGUGCAUCGCCUCCAGUCAGGCAUACUAGCCAAUGGUGUCUUCAUCUCCCAGGACCCUCUCGAACCCCAGUGUCUCCGUGACCUAGGGUCCCUCUCCCAUAACGAUGAUGUCAUCACCUCCUGGAUCCAUGACAAACAAUGCCAUCAUUUCCAGAGCUCACUGAAGUCCUGGUGUCACUGCCUCCCAGAAUCCACGUUAAAACUGUGUCCUCAUCUUCCAGGACCCAUGGCACUUGUGUCCCAUCUGCCAGGAUCCACCAUCUUAGACCGGCUAUCUUUCCAUUGUCCUCUGGGGUCUCAUGGCAUUUACAGUUCCUCCCUUCAGGGGAACCAGCACAACAGGCCAUUUCCCAUUCCCUCCGCAGGACUAGGGUGGAGCCAGCUGUCUCCCUCUGAUAGUGCCCCCCUCCCCCACUCUGGCCCUUCUUGGUUAGUCACUGCCUCACUCCUGAUCUGAAUACAUACCUGGGUCCAGACUUGGCCUUGGCUAGCCUCCUUCACCCACUGGUGAGUGCAUCCAAACUCUUCCUGUGUCACCACCGUCCCUCACCCAGCCAUUAGAUCGGUGACAGGGUCAACCCAGUGACUUCACAGCAGUAGUAGAGGUGGGGUUUCCCAGCCCUUGGGUGGCUUCACUGACCUACUCCACUCAAUCCCUGUUACUUGGAUCCCACUACCAGAUCAGAACUCACUAGCUUGGGCCAAACUCUCUUUAGAAUCUUGGCCUGUAGGAAGAUGCCACAGCUGGCAAACCACUUGCUGGCCAGUUCCCGGGGUAGGGAUACCUGAGAGCAAUGGCCAUUGCUACCUUCAUCUGCAAAGGCCAAGAAGGGUGCUCCUUCACCCCUUCCCGUAACAUCCCAGGGAGUACCCAGGGGUUUCAGGGAGUCCCUAACACCCAGUGCACAAUUUGACCCCUCCACACACAGUUCUCUGUACAUAUAGCCAUGUUUCAGGGGGGCGGCCAUUCCCCACUCUUAAAGGGCUACAUGUCCCCCUCCCAGCCCCCAAGGCAAGGAGGGGGCUCUUCUCCCUCCUCUGGGCCGCCCUCUCCCUCUUAUGCCCUCUUGCCCCACCAAAUAUUGGCCUCUGUGCUCAUCCCUUCUCGCCAAGAGCCUGGAUGGGAUAGACGGUGCCAGGGUCUCCCCAUCGAGGGAGGUAGGAUGUUACCACCAAUCCUCCUAAACUCCAGCGCCAGGUUUUCAAUCUCCCGGCUAAUAGACGUUCCGUGGGCUCCCCUUCCAUUCUAGGGCCUCCCUUCAAGCGCGCUUAACACUCCCACGGAACAUACAGCUUUCUUCAGCCCCCAGCAUCGCAGGGGUGCGGGAGCUUUCAGCUUUUGUUUGCCCCCUUCUCUCAGUCUCUCCCUCCCUCCAUCCUAACUUAGAUUCCUUCCUGGGAUCGGCCCUCCCCGUCCCCCAGCCUCUAACCCUCCGUUCACCCGCCCGACCCAGGAACUUUGACCUCUUAUCUCAAUAAAGCCAUAGUGGGGAGAGGUCUCACCCGCCCCCCCCCCCCACUAGCACCACGAUGCUUCCAGAGCUGGGACCUGGCCUUCUGAGUCUUCCCCCCUGUUCCCCAGUAAACACACAAACACACACGGACGGGGUGUGCACUGCCGUGCAGGGAAGCAGCUCCCCUUCUGGUUGGGGCUUGCAGAGGGGAUGCCAGAUUGAAGUGCUCCACCGGAGGACCCUCCACACCUCUGAAUCCUAGCCUCACUCCCCUCUUCCCACUCUCCUUUCCAGUGCUGAACCCACCUUUGACUUCCUGGUGAGGACAGCGAGAAGAGCUGGCGCUCAGUGGGGGGUGGUUUUUGUUUUGGAAUAAACAGCUGUUUUUCCUGA